Molecule: messenger RNA, 363 nt
Organism: Gongylonema pulchrum
Lineage: Eukaryota; Metazoa; Nematoda; Chromadorea; Rhabditida; Gongylonematidae
Source: the annotation of a GenBank genome assembly
AUGUAUACAUUUAUGUAUAUAUGUAUGUGUAUGUGUGUAUGUAUGUAUGUAUGUAUGUAUGUAUGUAUGUAUAUGACCAUCGUCGGUAGUGUAUAUAUGUGUGAAUGUGUGUACGCAUGUAUAUAUGUAUGUGUAUGUGUGUAUGUAUGUAUGUAUGUAUGUAUGUAUGUAUGUAUGUAUGUAUGUAUGUAUGUAUAUGUAUUUAUGUAUGUAUGUAUGUGUGUAUAUAUGUAUGUAUGUAUGUACAUACGCGUACACGUGCAGAUCAAUUCACAAGUAUAUAAUACUGUUUGGAAUGAAAUCAGGGCAGUGAUAAAGCGAUACGAUACAGUAAAUAUUCGUGGAUUAUUAGUUAAGGGGUGA